Molecule: messenger RNA, 1552 nt
Organism: Molossus molossus (Pallas's mastiff bat)
Lineage: Eukaryota; Metazoa; Chordata; Mammalia; Chiroptera; Molossidae
Gene: CKM
Product: creatine kinase, M-type
Exons: 8
Coding region: 86-1231 (381 amino acids)
Biological process (GO): phosphocreatine biosynthetic process
Molecular function (GO): creatine kinase activity
Source: RefSeq, a predicted model, not a curated record
GCUGCAGGCUCUUGCUUUGGGUCAGCAGUGCCUGCAGGACACAGACAGCCUUUUAGCACGGCCACAGGCCCCCCACGCCGCCACCAUGCCGUUCGGUAACACCCACAACAAGUACAAGCUGAACUACAAGCCCGAGGAUGAGUUCCCGGACCUCACCAAGCACAACAACCACAUGGCCAAGGUGCUGACCCUUGACCUCUACAAGAAGCUGCGGGACAAGGAGACGCCGUCUGGCUUCACCCUGGACGAUGUGAUCCAGACAGGUGUGGACAACCCAGGUCACCCCUUCAUCAUGACCGUGGGCUGUGUGGCUGGUGAUGAGGAGUCCUACUCGGUGUUCAAGGACCUCUUUGACCCCAUCAUCCAGGACCGGCACGGGGGCUACAAACCCACCGACAAGCACAAGACUGACCUCAACCAUGAGAACCUCAAGGGUGGAGACGACCUGGACCCCAACUAUGUGCUCAGCAGCCGUGUCCGCACCGGCCGAAGCAUCAAGGGUUACACGCUGCCCCCCCACUGCUCCCGAGGCGAGCGCCGGGCCGUGGAGAAACUCUCUGUGGAAGCUCUCAACAGCCUGACAGGCGAGUUCAAGGGGAAAUACUACCCUCUGAAGAGCAUGACAGAACAGGAGCAGCAGCAGCUCAUCGACGACCACUUUCUGUUUGACAAGCCCGUGUCCCCACUGCUACUGGCCUCAGGCAUGGCUCGGGACUGGCCCGAUGCCCGUGGCAUCUGGCACAAUGACAACAAGAGCUUCCUGGUGUGGGUGAACGAGGAGGAUCAUCUCCGAGUCAUCUCCAUGGAGAAAGGAGGCAACAUGAAGGAGGUUUUCCGCCGCUUCUGCGUGGGGCUGCAGAAGAUUGAGGAGAUCUUCAAGAAAGCCGGCCACCCCUUCAUGUGGAACGAGCACCUGGGCUACGUGCUCACCUGCCCAUCCAACCUGGGCACCGGGCUGCGCGGAGGCGUGCACGUAAAGCUGGCACACCUGAGCAAGCAUCCCAAGUUCGAGGAGAUCCUAAGCCGUCUGCGCCUGCAGAAGCGGGGCACAGGUGGUGUGGACACAGCUGCCGUGGGCUCAGUGUUCGACGUGUCCAACGCCGAUCGGCUGGGCUCGUCCGAGGUAGAACAAGUGCAGCUGGUGGUGGACGGUGUGAAGCUCAUGGUGGAGAUGGAGAAGAAGCUGGAAAAGGGCCAGUCCAUUGACGACAUGAUCCCCGCCCAGAAGUAGACGCCCAGCCUGCCCACGCCGCCUGCUGGAGCCCCAGCCAAAGGGAAGGCCCGGCCCACUGGAGACACGCCCCUUGACCCUUUGCCCCUCCCCUUGCCCGCGGAGGCUCACCUGUAAUGGUUCGGUCACCCCCGGGCUCUAUCCACCGUUCCUGGAGUUCCAAUUCCAACCGGAGUUUCAACCAAGGGGCUCCAUCCUGUGGGUUCUGGCCAGUGAAGAACCUCCCUCACAUCCUCCACUCUUCCCAGAGCGUCCCACGCCUCUGGAGCUCAUGCUUUUUUCUCCACUCAAAGCAACAAAUAAAAGCAAUGGUGGCCUUAA